Molecule: messenger RNA, 864 nt
Organism: Myotis daubentonii (Daubenton's bat)
Lineage: Eukaryota; Metazoa; Chordata; Mammalia; Chiroptera; Vespertilionidae
Gene: OR13D1
Product: olfactory receptor family 13 subfamily D member 1
Biological process (GO): G protein-coupled receptor signaling pathway
Cellular component (GO): membrane
Molecular function (GO): G protein-coupled receptor activity; olfactory receptor activity
Source: RefSeq, a predicted model, not a curated record
AUGGGGAAUUACUCAGCUGUAAAAUUCUUUCUGGUAGGACUUUCCCAAUACCCCGAGCUUCAACUUUUUCUGUUUGUGCUCUGCCUCAUCAUGUUUGUGGUAAUCCUCCUGGGAAAUAGCCUCCUCAUUAUCAUCAGUAUCCUAGAUUCUCACCUUCCCACCCCCAUGUAUUUCCUCCUUGGAAACCUCUCAUUCUUGUACAUCUGUUAUACAUCAUCAUUCAGCUCCCCAAUGCUCACCACAUUUAGGGCUAAGGGAAAAUCCAGCUCCUCAAGUGGCAGUGCUCUGCAGAUGGUUGUCUCUCUUGGUUUGAGCUCCACUGAGUGUGUCCUCCUGGGUGUGAUGGCCUAUGACCAGCAUGUGGCCAUCUGUAACCCACUGAGGUACACCAUCAUCAUGAACAGGGUGCUGUUUGUGCACAUGGCUGCAUGGUCUUGGAUCAUAGGCUGUCUAUACUCCUUAGUGAAAACAGUCCUAACACUGGCAUUGCCUUUCUGUGGGAAUAACAUCAUUAACCAUCUUACUUGUGAGAUUCUGGCUCUUCUUAAACUCAUAUGUUCAGAUAUCUCCAUGAAUGUGCUUAUUAUGACAGUGACAAGCAUUGUUGUAUUGAUGGUUCCUCUACUGUUAAUUUUCAUAUCCUAUGUUUUCAUCCUCUCUUCCAUACUGAGAAUUAAUUCUGCUGAAGGAAGAAAUAAAGCCUUUUCUACCUGCUCAUCCCACCUGACUGUAGUCAUUUUAUUCUAUGGUUCAGCCCUUUUUAUGUACACGAUGCCCUAGUCAACAAACUCAAAAGCAUCCAAUGAAAUCAUUGGACUGUCUUAUGGAGUGGGGCCAGAUCAAAUCUUUUGUAUUCACAGAUGA